GAGACGCUGCGUGACGCCACCUGGGACUGCGGUAUCGGAAGUGCUCUCUUGUCCAGCAUCUCCUUCCCCGUGCGCGGUUAGACGGCAGCGGCUCUUCCUCGGUGAAGCGGCGGCACAGCGGUAUCGGGCCGGAUCGCGGAGAGGAUGACAGAACAAGAAGUUAACCCAAAGGCCUACCCCCUUGCAGAUGCUCAGCUGACAAAGACGAUACUGGAUCUCGUUCAACAAGCUGGCAGCUACAAGCAGCUUCGGAAGGGAGCCAAUGAAGCCACCAAGACUCUGAACAGAGGGAUUGCAGAGUUCAUAGUGAUGGCAGCAGAUGCGGAGCCCCUGGAGAUCAUCCUUCACCUCCCUCUCCUGUGCGAAGACAAGAACGUGCCAUACGUCUUUGUGCGGUCAAAGCAGGCUCUGGGGCGGGCGUGCGGAGUGUGCAGACCGGUCAUUGCAUCGUCCGUGACCAUAAAGGAGGGCUCGCAGCUGAAGCCUCAGAUCCAGUCUGUGCAGCAAGCCGUUGAACGCCUCUUGGUUUGAGUUCCUGCGACAAUGUGGGGGAUUCCAGGCUGGGCUGGCAGUGGUGUCGAUGUUGGACACUCAUCUGUCAUAGAAUGUAGUGCUAGCAUUAGUUGUGUGCAUUUGUUAUUUUCAUUUUUUUCUUAAAUAAAAUGCUUGACCUGAA
Molecule: messenger RNA, 676 nt
Organism: Amblyraja radiata (thorny skate)
Lineage: Eukaryota; Metazoa; Chordata; Chondrichthyes; Rajiformes; Rajidae
Gene: snu13b
Product: SNU13 homolog, small nuclear ribonucleoprotein b (U4/U6.U5)
Exons: 3
Coding region: 145-531 (128 amino acids)
Biological process (GO): ribosome biogenesis
Cellular component (GO): nucleolus; ribonucleoprotein complex
Molecular function (GO): RNA binding
Source: RefSeq, a predicted model, not a curated record